Molecule: messenger RNA, 5771 nt
Organism: Amborella trichopoda
Lineage: Eukaryota; Viridiplantae; Streptophyta; Magnoliopsida; Amborellales; Amborellaceae
Product: callose synthase 12
Biological process (GO): (1->3)-beta-D-glucan biosynthetic process
Cellular component (GO): plasma membrane; 1,3-beta-D-glucan synthase complex
Molecular function (GO): 1,3-beta-D-glucan synthase activity
Source: RefSeq, a predicted model, not a curated record
AUGAGCCUUCGGCAACGGCACGCGCCCUCCGCCCCUCCUGCCCCCCGCGGUGGCGCCAGCGCCGAGGCCACCGACGAUGAGGCCUACAACAUCCUCCCUGUCCACAACUUGCUGGCCGACCACCCCGCCCUCCGCUUCCCCGAGGUGCGUGGCGCGGCCGCCGCCCUCCGCACUGUAGGCGAGCUCCGCCCCCCGCCCUACACCCGAUGGCGCUCCGACCUCGACCUCAUCGACUGGCUUGCGGCCUUCUUUGGUUUCCAGGCCGACAAUGUUCGGAACCAGCGAGAGCACCUCAUUCUUCUCCUUGCAAACUCUCAGAUGCGCAUUCAACCCCCUCCUGAUGAUAUUGAUCGCCUCCAUGCCAGUGUUCCCAACAAGUUGAGACGCAAGCUCUUGAAGAACUACUCAUCGUGGUGCUCGUUCAUGGGGAGGAAAUCGAACGUGUGGAUCUCAGAUCGGCCGCUGAGGCUCGGCCCUAGAAACCCUAGACCUGAUGAUGUGCGUCGGGACCUGUUGUAUGCGGCCCUGUAUCUUCUCAUUUGGGGAGAGGCGGCAAACCUCAGGUUCAUGCCGGAGUGCUUGUCCUACUUAUUUCAUCAGAUGGCCAUGGAGCUUAACAGGAUCCUUGAGGAUUACAUAGAUGAGAACACGGGGAGGCCGGCCAACCCUGCUUACAUGGGCGAGAAUGCAUUUCUCAACCAUGUGGUUGGGCCUUUGUACCAGACGGUGAAGGCGGAGGCCUAUGCCAGUCGAAACGGCAAGGCUCCACACUCAGCUUGGCGAAACUAUGAUGACCUCAAUGAGUUUUUUUGGGACCGGUCGUGUUUCGAGUGCCUUGGCUGGCCCCUCAAACGCGAUAGCGCAUUCAUGCUCCUCCCCGAUGCAUCAUCGGCCCCUCGUGUUGCUGUCGCUGCCCCUCUAACUGAAGAGGCUCCACGUGUUCGGCGCAGCAAGGUCGGUAAGACCGGCUUUGUUGAACAGAGGUCAUUUUGGAACCUUUUCCGCAGCUUCGACAGGAUCUGGGUGAUGCACAUUUUGUUUUUCCAAGCCGCCCUCAUCGUGGCAUUGGAAGGGUCAACAUUUCCAUGGCAGGGAUUGAGGAGACGGGAUGUGCAGGCACGCGUGCUCAGUGUGUUUAUAACCUGGGCUGGGCUCCGGUUACUCCAAUCGGUGCUUGAUGCUGGCACUCAGUACAGCCUUGUGCGUGGUUCUCUGUUGCUCGGUGUGCGUAUGGUCCUCAAGAGUUUAGCUGCUGCCGCUUGGACCGUGGCAUUCAUCGUGUUAUAUGUGCGAGCAUGGAACCAACACAACACUGAUCGCGGGUGGUCAGCGACGGCCAACCGGAUGCUGGUCAAUUAUUUGGUGGCAGCCCUUGCGUUCUUAGCCCCUGAAAUUCUUGCCCUGGUUCUCUUCAUAGUCCCAUGGGUGAGGAACUUUAUGGAGAAGACUAAUUGGAAGAUCUUCUAUUUGCUUACAUGGUGGUUUCAGAGCAGGAUCUUUGUGGGUCGGGGGCUUCGAGAAGGGGUGGUUGAUAACAUUUCGUAUGCUCUGUUUUGGGUUUGUGUCUUGGCUUCGAAAUUCUCCUUCAGCUACUUCCUUCAGAUCAAGCCCAUGGUUAACCCCACUAAAGCAAUCCUGAAACUCAAUCGAAUCAAUUAUACAUGGUAUGAAUUCUUCAACAGCGGGAAGGUUUUUGCAGUUGGGUGCCUAUGGGCCCCUGUGGUUCUGAUCUAUCUCAUGGAUAUACAGAUCUGGUACUCAAUUUUCUCAUCUUUUGUGGGUGCUUUGGUUGGGUUGUUUUCACAUUUGGGCGAGAUUCGAAACAUCCAGCAGCUGAGGCUGAGGUUCCAAUUCUUUGCAAGUGCAGUUCAGUUCAAUCUUGUGCCUGAGGAGCCCCUCUUCAACACUCCUGGCACUUUGAGGGUAAAAUUCAAUGACGCAAUCAGGAGGUUAAAGCUUCGAUAUGGUCUCGGUCGCCCCUACAAGAAGCUUGAGUUUAACCAGAUGGAGGCGAACAGGUUUGCGAUCAUAUGGAAUGAGAUCAUUGAGAAAUUUAGAGAGGAGGACAUCGUUUCAGACAGAGAGGUCGAGCUUUUGGAGGUGCCAUCUCUUUCAUGGAAUGCUAGGGUCACUGGAUGGCCAUGUCUUCUCCUUUGCAAUGAGCUUCUUCUCGCUUUGAGCCAGGCAAAGGAGCUACAGGCCGGUGACCGCACCCUAUGGCGCAAAAUUGGCAAAAAUGAGUACAGGCGAUGUGCGGUGGUUGAGGCCUAUGACUCUUCAAAAUACAUGCUCUUGAGGAUAGUGAAGGAGGGAACUGAUGAACAUUCUAUUGUUGAGAACCUGUUCCGAGAGGUUGACGCGUCUAUCCAGGUCGAGAAGCUCACUGAGAGCUAUCACAUGGCUGAGCUCCCCGAGAUCCAUUCUAAGCUCAUACAACUGCUCGUCCUCAUAAAUGGUAAGAAACCUGACGUCCAAAAGGCGGUCACCAUACUUCAGAGCCUUUAUGAUAUAGCAAUCAGGGACUUCCCUAGGAAAAAGAGGAGCAUUGAGCAAUUACGUCAAGAUGGCUUGGUACCAUCAAGGCCGAGCAUUGGUGGUUUAUUAUUCGAGAAUGCGAUUGAACUUCCUGACUCAGAUUCACAUCCGGACUUUUACCGAAGGGCUAGGAGGCUGCAAACCAUACUCACCUCUCGAGACUCUAUGAACAAUAUCCCCCGAAACCUUGAGGCUCGACGUCGAAUAGCAUUCUUCAGCAAUUCCCUGUUCAUGAACAUGCCUCGUGCCCCCCAAGUCGAGAGGAUGCUCGCCUUCAGUGUGCUCACCCCUUACUAUGAUGAGGAUGUCAUAUAUAAUAAGGAACAGUUGCAUAUAGAGAAUGAAGAUGGCAUCUCGAUAUUAUUCUACCUUCAAAGGAUCUUCCCUGAUGAGUGGCUUAACUUCCUCGAGCGCAUGCGAAGGGAAGGCAUGAAAGACCAAGGUGAGCUAUGGGGUGAAAGGGUUCGGGACUUGCGCCUUUGGGCCUCUUAUAGGGGCCAGACACUUGCUCGUACAGUUCGUGGGAUGAUGUAUUAUUACAAGGCUCUUGAGAUGCUUACUUUUCUUGAUUCAGCUUCUGAAAUGUCUCUUAGAGAUGGGUUAAGGGACUUGGUUUCAGCGGCUUCAAGCAUGCCACGUGAAGAGGAGGAGAGCUCCUCUGCGGUGCCGUUGCGUCGUCUUAGCAGGGAGAGCAGUAGUGUGAGCUCACUGUUCAAGGGCCACGAGUAUGGGACUGCACUCAUGAAGUUCACAUAUGUUGUUGCGUGCCAGAUAUAUGGAGCUCAGAAGGCAAGGAAGGAGGCUCGUGCUGAAGAUAUACUGUAUCUAAUGAAGAACCAUGAGGCCUUGCGUGUGGCCUAUGUCGAUGAGGUGCUUGCGGGGAGGGAUGAGGUCGAAUACUAUUCAGUGCUUGUAAAGUAUGAUAGGCAGUUGCAGAGGGAGGUUGAAAUUUAUAGGGUACGACUCCCUGGGCCUGUGAAGAUCGGGGAGGGCAAGCCUGAGAACCAGAACCACGCUCUCAUCUUCACAAGAGGAGAUGCAGUCCAGACCAUUGAUAUGAACCAGGACAAUUACUUUGAGGAGGCACUCAAGAUGCGAAACCUGUUGCAGGAGUAUACAAAGAACUAUGGGAUCAGGAAGCCAACUAUAUUGGGGGUGCGUGAGCAUGUUUUUACGGGCUCAGUGUCCUCGCUUGCUUGGUUCAUGUCAGCACAAGAGACGAGCUUUGUCACUUUAGGUCAGCGGGUGCUUGCAAAUCCAUUGAAAGUGAGAAUGCACUAUGGGCACCCCGAUGUGUUUGAUCGGCUCUGGUUCUUGAGCCGUGGGGGCAUCAGCAAGGCCUCAAAGGUCAUCAACAUCAGUGAAGAUAUCUUUGCAGGGUUCAAUUGCACACUUAGGGGCGGCAAUGUGACUCACCAUGAAUAUAUUCAAGUGGGUAAGGGCCGAGAUGUUGGGUUAAACCAGAUAUCCAUGUUUGAGGCCAAGGUGGCCAGUGGCAAUGGCGAGCAGGUUUUAAGCCGAGAUAUUUACAGACUAGGCCAUCGUCUCGACUUCUUUCGUAUGCUCUCUUUCUACUACACGACUGUUGGAUUCUUCUUCAAUACAAUGAUGGUGGUCCUCACUGUCUAUGCCUUCCUUUGGGGACGCCUCUACAUGGCCCUUAGUGGUAUAGAGGCGGCCAUCAUGGUUGAUGCUGAUUCCACAAAUAACACAGCCCUUGGCACUGUGUUAAACCAGCAGUUCAUAAUACAGCUUGGUCUCUUCACUGCGCUCCCCAUGAUCAUUGAGAACUCGCUCGAGCAUGGUUUCUUACAAGCUAUUUGGGAUUUUAUUACAAUGCAGUUGCAGCUUGCCUCAGUCUUCUACACAUUCUCGAUGGGCACCCGAACUCACUUUUUUGGGCGCACUAUCCUACAUGGGGGUGCCAAGUAUAGGGCCACUGGUCGGGGCUUUGUUGUUCAGCACAAAAACUUUGCGGAGAACUACCGGCUUUAUGCUCGCAGCCACUUUGUGAAGGGCAUUGAGCUUGGGGUCGUACUCACAGUCUAUGCCUCGUAUAGUGUGGUGGCCGCGAAUACCCUUGUGUACAUUAUCAUGACCCUCACAACUUGGUUCCUCGUGGUUUCAUUUAUCAUGUCCCCCUUCUUAUUCAACCCCUCUGGGUUCGACUGGUUAAAAACUGUGUACGACUUUGAUGACUUUAUGAACUGGAUUUGGUACACUGGUGGGGUUUUCACAAAGGCUGAGCAGAGCUGGGAAACUUGGUGGUAUGAGGAGCAGGACCAUCUGAAGACCACAGGCAUAUGGGGCAAGGUCUUAGAGAUAAUAUUGGACUUGCGAUUCUUCUUCUUCCAAUACGGGAUUGUUUACCAUUUGGGCAUAGCAGGGGGAAGCAAGAGCAUCUUUGUGUACCUCGUUUCUUGGAUAUAUGUGGUGGUGGCAGUCGCUUACUAUGUUGUGAUGUCUUAUGCUCGGGAUAAGUAUGCGGCCAAGGAGCACAUAUACUAUCGCUUGGUUCAGGCCCUGGCGAUUUGCCUCUUUGUUUUGGUCAUCAUCGUCUUGCUGAGGUUUACAAAAUUCAAGUUCAUUGACAUGCUCACAAGUUGCUUGGCAUUCAUACCAACUGGGUGGGGCCUCAUAUUGAUUGCUCAGGUUCUAAGGCCAUUUUUGCAGCCAACUCCUGUUUGGGGCACGGUGGUGGCAGUUGCUCGCUUAUACGAUAUACUGUUUGGUGUGAUUGUGAUGGCACCCAUGGCUCUGUUUUCGUGGUUGCCAGGGUUCCAGGCAAUGCAGACGAGGAUACUGUUCAAUGAGGCAUUCAGCAGGGGCCUCCAGAUAUCACGUAUCCUUGCGGGAAAGAAAUCAAGGGUAAACUCCUGAGUUGAGGUUUGUACAUGAAAUUGGCGUAGUUGGAGAUAUUUGUAGUUUCAAUUUGGGGUCUGUGUGUUCCUGUAUCAUCGGUUGUGCUCAUUUCAGUUUGCCAUCUUUUAUUUUAGAGACUGGAGAUCCCCAAUACAUUUAGUACAUUACACUAGAUUGAGGAACCUAUCUUUUUCCAUUCGUGUAUCAUUAAUUUUUAACCCCUUUGUGUAUAAGUUCUUGUUUUGAGCAAUUGAUUGUCCCAUUUCUUCUUGAUUUCAUGCUGCAAAUUGGGUCAUGUUUUUCUUCCAGGUCUUGUUAUUGGCGUCCCAUAUGAACUCCUUUUAGCAAUGAAAAAUUUUAAGCACAUGCCCCCA